CAAACAACUUAUAAAUUCAUUCAAUUUCUAUAAUUUCAUCAAUCAAACCUCUAAAUUUCACCAAACAAGAACAACAAAAAGAUGGCUAAAACCGAUGCAUUCAUUGGAUCAAUCGAUCAAGGAACAACCAGUACCCGUUUCAUCAUCUAUGACAAACACGCCAAAGCCGUUGGAUCUCAUCAAAUCGAAUUCACCCAAUUCUGCCCCAAAGCAGGGUGGGUUGAACAUGAUCCGAUGGAGAUUAUUGAGAGUGUGAAGGUGUGUAUAUCGAAGGCGAUUGAUAAAGCUACAGCGGAUGGGUAUAAUGUGGAUAAGGGUCUUAAAGGAAUUGGGAUUACGAAUCAGAGGGAAACGACGGUUGUUUGGAGUAAAUCUACUGGUCUUGCUCUUCAUAAUGCUAUUGUUUGGAUGGAUGUACGGACCACUUCCAUUUGCAGGAAACUAGAGAAAGAAUUAUCAGGAGGAAAAACUCAUUUUCUUGAAUCAUGUGGGUUGCCAAUAAGCACAUAUUUUAGUGCACUCAAGCUCUUAUGGCUACUCGAAAACGUCGACGCCGUUAAACAAGCUGUAAACAAAGGGGAUGCUCUUUUCGGAACCAUAGACUCAUGGCUAAUCUGGAACUUAACCGGCGGUGUAAACAACGGUUUACACGUUACUGAUGUUUCUAACGCGUCAAGAACCAUGCUCAUGAAUCUAAAAACACUAAACUGGGACGAAAAAACGUUAGAAACGUUAAAGAUUCCGAAAAACCUUCUUCCGAAAAUCGUAAGCAAUGCAGAAGUUAUCGGGCAUAUUGCGAAAGGCUGGGUGAUCCCAGGAGUCCCGAUUUCGGGUUGUUUAGGUGAUCAACACGCAGCCAUGUUGGGUCAAUCGUGUAAAAAAGGCGAAGCGAAAAGCACGUAUGGAACGGGUGCGUUUAUCCUGUUGAAUACCGGCGAACAGGUGAUCAAGUCAACGCAUGGUUUGUUGACCACGUUAGCGUUUAAGCUUGGGAAAGACGCGCCUACGAAUUACGCGCUCGAGGGGUCGAUUGCGAUUGCGGGUGCGGCGGUUCAAUGGUUAAGGGAUAGUUUAGGGAUAAUUAGUACGGCUAAGGAGAUCGAGGAGUUAGCAAAUAAGGUUGACUCGACGGGGGGUGUGUAUUUUGUUCCCGCUUUUAAUGGGCUGUUUGCGCCGUGGUGGCGUGAUGACGCGCGUGGCGUGUUGAUUGGGAUUACGCGGUUUACGAACAAGUCGCAUAUCGCACGGGCUGUUCUUGAGAGUAUGUGUUUUCAGGUGAAGGAUGUGUUGGAUUCGAUGCAUAAAGAUGCCGGUGAAAAGGGGGAGAAGAAGAAUGAUAAGGGUCAGUUUUUGCUUAGGGUUGACGGUGGGGCUACUGCUAAUAACACUCUUAUGCAGAUUCAGGCUGACUUGUUGGGUAACCCGGUGGUGAGACCAGCAGACAUUGAAACCACGGCUCUGGGUGCCGCUUAUGCAGCUGGUUUAGCGGUUGGAGUGUGGACAGAAGCCGAGAUAUUUGCGAACGGCGAGAGGCUGAAGAAAGACACUACUUUUAAUCCUGUUUUGAAUGAGGAUCUGAGGAAGAAGAAGGUGGCAUCAUGGUGCAAAGCAGUUGAAAGAACUUUUGAUUUGGCUGAUUUAUCACUCUAAACCUGAAACCUGAUCAAGUGUUAUAGGUUCUCAUUUAAAUUUCGGUUUCUUUGUUUUUAUUUUGUGUAAUAAACGUAUUGUUCGAUUCGUGUUUGUUUGUGUGGCAUACGCGUUUUGAAUUUGGACAAAUGAAUAAUUUAUGUUUAUACGGGUUAAUGUAAAUAUUUUGAUCCAUCGUGUUUUUAACA
Helianthus annuus (common sunflower) is the source of this 1838-nucleotide messenger RNA. Its product is annotated as glycerol kinase. Gene Ontology annotation, cellular component: mitochondrion. Gene Ontology annotation, molecular function: glycerol kinase activity. Gene Ontology annotation, biological process: triglyceride metabolic process; glycerol-3-phosphate biosynthetic process; glycerol metabolic process. Lineage: Eukaryota; Viridiplantae; Streptophyta; Magnoliopsida; Asterales; Asteraceae. The record is from RefSeq and is a predicted model, not a curated record. The coding region runs from base 82 to 1650 and encodes 522 amino acids. The transcript has 4 exons.